Molecule: messenger RNA, 2112 nt
Organism: Cicer arietinum (chickpea)
Lineage: Eukaryota; Viridiplantae; Streptophyta; Magnoliopsida; Fabales; Fabaceae
Product: mechanosensitive ion channel protein 1, mitochondrial
Biological process (GO): transmembrane transport
Cellular component (GO): membrane
Source: RefSeq, a predicted model, not a curated record
CUCUUACUUUGCAAGAAAAAGAUAUUGAAAUCGUAUCAGAAAAAAAAAAAAAAAAAACGAAAAAGAUAUUGAAUAAAUUCACUCGUUCUUCAAAGAACAAUCGACUUCACGAUACAGCUGUAUUUCUCUUCAUUUUCUUCGUUUCUGUUUUCUUAGAAUCAAAAACCAACCAAAAUCAUUUCAAUACGAAAAGUUACAAUUGAACUGUUACUCAACUUGACUGGAAUCCUAUCAAACAAUGUCAUUGCUGUAUUCUUUCAAUUGCUGAGUUUUUAAUUUACUUAACAAUGGCCGCUGUUAGGUUUUCACGUGUAAGAUACCUACAUAGUUCAAUCAAGGGUUCUUUGAAUAUUCAAAAUGUUCAAAAUUAUCAUUAUCACCCUAAUGUGGCUUUCAAUCUUGCAAGAAUUUCUAGUUUUUCUAUAGAUUUGUCGAACCGUCGUUAUUCGAAAGGAGAGUUACAGUCACCUAAGUUGUUUGCUCAGAAUCAGUUUAGUACCAGAAAUGUCAAUGGUGCAUUUGAUUCUAGAAUUAGAUUUUCUAGGUUAUGUCAUCAGAGAAGUGCUGUUUCUUUAGGUUCGAUGACACAUGUGUUGAGUUCCCGGAUGUAUUCGUCGUCUUUGGGUGGUAAAGGAAGUAGGGAUGGUGAUACUGAAGUGGCUGCUGGGUCUGGUGUGAGUGAUGUGAGUGGUGGUGGCGAUUCGGUUGUUUCGGGUGAUUUGGUUGAGAAGAUGAAAGAUACAUGGAAGAGUGUUGUAGAGGUAGCUUCAUAUGCUGGGGAAAAAGUUAAAGAAGCUUCUGAUGAUCUUACUCCAUAUGCUCAACAGUUGCUUGAUUCACAUCCUUAUCUUAACAUGGUGGUUAUUCCGGUUGGGGGCACUUUAACUGCUACUCUUGUAGGUUGGUUCAUCUUGCCUAGAAUUUUAAGGAAAUUUCAUAAAUAUGCAAUGCAAGGACCCGUUUCUCUAUUUCCGGGAAGCUUGUCUUGGGGGGAGCCGGUUCCUUAUGAGAAAAGCUUUUGGGGUGCUAUGGAAGAUCCAGUGCGAUAUUUAGUUACCUUCUUGGCAUUCUCACAAAUUGCUGUAAUGGUAGCUCCAACAGCUAUAGCUUCGCAAUAUCUUGCACCUACUUGGAGAGGUGCAGUGAUACUUUCAUUUGUGUGGUUUUUGCAUAGAUGGAAAACAAAUGUUUUUGCGCGGACAUUGUCGAGUCAAAGUUUACUUGGACUUGAUAGGGAGAAAGUGCUUGCUCUAGACAAAAUAUCUUCUAUUGGUCUAUUUGUGAUUGGUAUAAUGGCGAUGGCUGAGGCUUGUGGUGUGGCUGUGCAAUCUAUUGUAACUGUUGGUGGCAUAGGAGGAGUUGCUACUGCUUUUGCUGCCAGAGAUGUACUUGGCAAUGUGUUCAGCGGUUUAUCUAUGCAGUUUUCAAAGCCCUUUUCAAUUGGAGAUACAAUAAAAGCUGGAACGAUAGAGGGCCAAGUGCUGGAAAUUGGUCUUACUAGCACAUCGUUGCUGAGUCCUGAGAAGUUCCCAGUCAUUGUGCCGAACUCAUUUUUUUCUAGCCAGGUAAUUGUGAACAAGUCCCGUGCCGAUUACCGUGCCAUUAUUACCAAAAUUCCUCUGCAAAUUGAGGACAUAAGUAAGAUUCCCCAGAUAUCGGAUGAUGUAAAAAGCAUGUUAAAAUCAAAUGCAAAAGUUUUCUUAGGAAAAGAUGUUCCCUACUGUUUCUUGUCACGUAUAGAAAGUUCAUAUGCAGAACUGACACUUGGAUACAACCUCAAGCACAUGCGCAAAGAUGAGUUCUACUCUGCAGAACAAGAUAUUCUCCUGCAAGCAGUUCAGAUCAUUAAAAAUCAUGGUGUUGCUCUUGGCAGCACAUGGAAUGACAUGCCUUCUAAGUAACAUACUCAACAGAGUGACAAUUUUCGGAGGCUUGAUUUCAAGACGUGAUAAGCUUUAGUUUUUCACAUGUACAAAGUCUGCAGCUAUGCUAAGUAGCCAUCUUUUGCAGCCAAAGAGAUUUUCUAAAAUUAGUUGGAUCUGUGUAGUCAGCACAUUGGGCUUCAAAAUUUUAACUUCGAUUUACUAAAUGAUAUAAAAAGUUUUACAUUUA